AAGGGAAGAAAAAAAACGGUUUCGAAGUGUAGUACAGCAAUUAAAGCUUAUUCUUUUUCCUUCUGUUUUUUUUUCUUUUUCUUUUUUACACUUUGUACUUUGUAGUACCGCAUACUUUAACUCUGUGUUGUACUACAAUUCAAGUUCAUGAAGUGUUGAAUGAUUUGGCAUGUACUUUUUUUUCCUUUUUUAGCAAAGGCAUAAAUAUCGGACUGUGUUGCAAAUCUUUGCUCGAGAUGUCUCCUUUGUGAGAUUGAUUCUUACAAGAAUUUCAAAGCCUUUUGUGGGUUUGUGAGAUUAUUUUAAUCUCACUUUAUUGGCUCAUUUUUUUAGUUUGCUCAUCACUAGGUUGUCACUCAAACCUGCAUGCACGCCAAAAUCAUUUUUUGUAAUUGUAGGUCUAUAACGACAUUUGCAGGUUUUGGAUUCUUCAUUUGGGGAAGGUUAUGCAUGUCUCACUUUUGUCUUCUCUGAAACAUUUGAGGAUUAAAGUUUUGCUGCGACAUAGUUUUCCAUUUGUAUCACCCUGUUAGUGAGCUCCAUUCUUCUAUAAUCCGAAAGGAAAAUUUGAGAGAUUAAUUUGAUGGGCACUAUGAACAAUAAUGAAGAACUCGAUGGCAUUCAGAAUUGUGACAAUGAUGACAUUGAAAAAGCUGGACUUGAGGAGCUAGAGGAGCAAAGUGGAGUAGCAUCAUGGACAAGGCAAAUCACAAUUCGAGGACUAAUAACUAGCUUCAUCAUUGGUAUCGUCUAUAGUGUGAUUGUGAUGAAGCUGAACCUCUCAACAGGGCUUGUUCCGAAUCUUAAUGUUUCAGCAGCUCUCCUUGGCUUUGUGCUAGUUCGAGCUUGGAUCAUGCUUCUUGAGAAAGCUAAUGUUGUGUCAAAACCUUUCACUAGACAGGAGAAUACCAUAAUUCAGACUUGUGCCGUUGCAUGCUAUAGCACUGCUUUUGGAGGUGGUUUUGGGUCACACCUCUUGGGUUUGAAUAGGAAGACAUAUGAGCAAGCAGGGGUUGAUACAAAGGGGAAUACUCCUAUCACCAAGGAGCCCGGCAUUGGCUGGAUGACAGCCUUUCUCUUUGUGACAUACUUUGUCGGGUUAUCAGCAUUGAUUCCCCUUAGGAAGAUGAUGAUCAUAGACUACAAAUUGACUUAUCCAACUGGAACUGCUACAGCUGUUCUUAUUAAUGGGUUCCAUACUCCUAAAGGAGAUGAGAUGGCCAAGAAGCAGGUCCAUGGUUUCUUGAAAUUCUUCUCAUUCAGUUUCCUUUGGUCUUUCUUCCAAUGGUUCUAUGCUGGUGAUGGAGAUCAAUGUGGAUUCUCUCAGUUUCCUACUUUUGGAUUGAAAGCGUGGAAAAACUCAUUUUACUUUGACUUCAGCAUGAAUUAUGUUGGAGCAGGAAUGAUUUGUUCCCAUCUUGUCAACUUAUCCUUGCUUCUUGGUGCCGUGCUCUCUUGGGGUGUUAUGUGGCCAUUGAUCAGAGGACUAAAAGGACAAUGGUUCCCUGAGAGUUUAUCAGAAAGUAGUAUGAAGAGUCUUAAUGGUUAUAAGGUUUUUAUUUCCAUUGCCUUAAUCCUUGGAGAUGGGCUCUACAAUUUUGCCAAAAUUUUGCUUUUUACUGCUACAAAUAUCCAUGCCAGCAUGGAAAGGAGGAAUCAUAAAUCACUUUCAAUUUCAGAUAUCCAGAAGCAGCAGCAGCCUCUUGAUCUUAAACGCAAUGAAGUGUUUGUAAGAGAAAGAAUUCCUAUAUGGUUAGCAUUUACAGGAUACAUACUGUUCUCUGCCAUUUCUAUCAUAAUUAUCCCUUUGAUUUUCCCUGAAGUGAAGUGGUAUUAUGUGGUGGUUGCUUAUCUGCUUGCACCAACUCUUAGCUUCUGCAACGCUUACAGUGCUGGCUUGACCGACAUGAACAUGGCCUAUAACUAUGGGAAAGUGGCUCUCUUUGUGCUAGCUGCCUUAGGCGGGAAAAGCCAUGGCGUGGUGGCCGGACUUGUAGGGUGUGGCGUGAUCAAAUCUCUUGUUUCCACCUCAUCCGACUUGAUGCAAGAUUUCAAGACCGGCCACCUCACCUUCGCUUCCCCUCGGUCGAUGCUUCUUUCGCAAGCUAUCGGAACAGCGAUAGGUUGUGUCCUUGCACCUCUCACAUUCUUCCUUUUCUAUAAGGCUUUUGAUGUAGGGAAUCCAGAUGGUGAUUACAAAGCUCCAUAUGCCAUCAUUUAUAGAAACAUGGCGAUUCUAGGUGUGGAAGGCUUUUCUGCACUCCCUCACCAUUGCUUGCAGCUCUGUUGUGGGUUCUUUGCAUUUGCUGUAGCAACCAACUUGGUGAGAGAUUUGAACCCUAAAAACAUUGGUAGAUGGAUUCCACUUCCAAUGGCAAUGGCUGUACCCUUUGUAGUUGGUGGAUACUUUGCAAUUGACAUGUGUAUGGGUAGUUUAGUUGUGUAUGCAUGGCAAACACUUAAAAGCAAGGAGGCAAGUUUGAUGGUACCAGCAGCGGCUUCUGGUUUGAUUUGUGGAGAUGGAUUUUGGAUUCUCCCUUCAUCUAUUCUUGCUUUGUUUAAGGUUCAUCCCCCAAUCUGUAUGAGAUUCUUGCCAACCAAGUAGAACUUCACUUGCAAGAGAUGUAGUCAAAUUAUGUGUAUCACACAUAAUUUAGUUUAGGUGACAAAGGGAAAAUUAAGUAUGAAAAUGUUACAAAAGUGUUUGAACAGAUUAUUACCAACACACCUUGUGAUUGAUCUAAAUAAAAUAGCUUUGUUAGCCUUCUCAUAAA
Molecule: messenger RNA, 2774 nt
Organism: Glycine soja
Lineage: Eukaryota; Viridiplantae; Streptophyta; Magnoliopsida; Fabales; Fabaceae
Product: metal-nicotianamine transporter YSL3-like
Exons: 8
Coding region: 584-2605 (673 amino acids)
Biological process (GO): seed development; response to iron ion
Cellular component (GO): plasma membrane
Molecular function (GO): iron-nicotianamine transmembrane transporter activity; oligopeptide transmembrane transporter activity
Source: RefSeq, a predicted model, not a curated record